AUGAGUUCCCAACCGCAGUUCAUCCACUAUCCCGAGGUCCGCGAAGGACCGUCCGUACCCUACAAGAAUGAAGACCAAUCGAUCCCCGUCUUUCGUGGACUCCCUCUAGCUAUCGGAGCUACACUCAUUCACAACGUGAGCUUCAUCCAAAGCUACUUCUGGCGCAAUGCCGGUUUCGAUAUAAUCCACGAUAUUCCCCAUUUGAAGCAGUACGCCGCCCGCUACGAUCCUACCGUUAUACCUGUCCUCGAGAAUAAGCCCGACAUUUCCUCAUCCCCGGCUGAACUUACUAUCCCCACUCGGAGGAGAAACGGGUCUUCGGGUUACUAUACCUCUGCCGAUUACUGUGCGCUGUAUAAAUCUGGCGAAUUGACCCCCCUCGCCGUGGCCGAAACAUUGAUGCCCCUAGUCCGUCGGGAUGUGAAACCUCCCGGUAAGCACUCCGUUGCAUUCCUAGAAUCGCAGGUUGAGCGGGUUCGCGCUGCGGCGGAGGCAUCGACAAAGAGAUACAAGGAUGGGAAGGCGCUGGGUCCGCUGGACGGAGUACCGGUUGUCGUGAAAGAUGAAGUGCAUAUUGAAGGAUAUCGACGGACCCUGGGAAGUAAAUUGGAUUUCACAGGCGAGUUUACGGGGACGUCAUGGUGUGUGAAGAAAUGGGAAGAGGCCGGCGCAAUCAUUGUUGGAAAGACAACCAUGCACGAGCUGGGUCUGGAUACCAACAACAACAACCCGAAUCACGGAACACCCCGCAACCCCCAUAACCACAACUACUACUGCGGCGGCUCAUCCGGCGGGUCUGGGUACGCUGUUGGCGCAGGCCUGGUGCCCAUCGCCCUGGGCGCAGACGGCGGGGGCUCAAUCAGGAUCCCGUCGUCCUUCUGUGGAAUCUGGGGCCUGAAACCAUCACAUGGCCGCAUUAGCGCCACGCCAACGGUAUCCCUCGCGCAAACGGUCGGCGUCUACGGCCCCAUGGCAGCCAGCAUUGACGAUCUGGCCCUCGCAUACCGCAUCAUGGCAGCACCAGCACCCGCAGAGCAAGACCCACCAUCCGCAUCUUUCCCCGACCCCCUCACUAGCCUGCAAGCCCAGUCGUCCAAACCGCGCACCAAAGCCAUCGGCAUCGUCAGCGACUGGAUCGACCGCGCCGAGCCUUCUGUCCGUGCCGUCUUUGACCGAGCCCUCGAUUUCUACCGCAAACAAGGCUAUGAUGUCAUCGACAUCACAAUCCCUUACCUCCCGGAAGGCCAGCGCGCCCACGUCCUCACCAUCAUGACGGAAAUCGCCUCGGGCCUCACCCCUGACCAGAUCGGCAAGCUAUCGGCCCCCAACAAGGUCCUCGUCUCUAUGGGCAUGUGGCAGAUUUCCGGUCAGGAUUUCCUCGCCUCCCAGCGCCUCCGCAACAUCAUCAUGUGUCAUCUCGCCUAUUUGUUUAGGAAGCACCCGGGCCUCCUCAUCCUCACCCCCAGUACGCCCAUCCCCGGCUGGAAGAUCAACGGCGAGGCCGACCUCUCGCGCGGCUUGUCGGAUGGGAAGUCCUCCGUACGCAAUAUGGAGUAUGUGUGGUUGGCUAAUUUCACCGGUUGUCCGGCUAUCAACUGUCCUGCGGGUUAUGUGCAGGAUACUCGUGUGCCUGUUGGUUUGAUGGCUAUGGGUGAAUGGGGUACCGAGGAGGAUCUUAUUGCUUUCGCUAGAGACGGUGAAGCCAUUUUGGACCUCCCUGAGAAUCAAUUGGCUAUUAAAGAGCAGGUGGAUGAGCAGUCGACGGGUCUAAGGAUCCCUUACGGUGAAGGGUCUCUGUGGGAAGACGUGAUUGCUUCGGCGAGAAAGUAA
Aspergillus bombycis is the source of this 1830-nucleotide messenger RNA. Its product is annotated as amidase. The record is from RefSeq and is a predicted model, not a curated record. Lineage: Eukaryota; Fungi; Ascomycota; Eurotiomycetes; Eurotiales; Aspergillaceae. Bases 1 to 1830 code for a protein of 609 amino acids. Gene Ontology annotation, molecular function: catalytic activity. The transcript has 3 exons.